AUGUCGCGGACAGAAGUCCAGCAAGCUGAUUCCAUACAUGAGGAAGAUCCUCACAACGAACCUCCGAAGAAACAGAAGAGCAGACGCCCCGCAAAUACCGCGUUUCGGCAACAGAGGCUGAAGGCAUGGCAGCCUAUUCUGACGCCGAAGACCGUCCUCCCCCUCCUCUUCGUCGUGGGCAUCAUUUUUGCCCCCAUCGGCGGGCUUCUUCUAUGGGCGAGCGCAAGUGUGCAAGAAUUGAGGAUUGAUUACACCGACUGCAUCUCGACUGCAGGAAACAACAACUUCACUCAGAUCCCCGAAUCCAAAGUUCACUCGUCGUUCAAAACAUCCAGCAACGCGGUGAGAGCGGAAUGGAAGAGAUCAACAAACAGGACGACCCCGCCGUGGAGCGUCCCGAUCGAAGACACUCCUAUUUGUACACUUCAGUUCUCCAUUCCCAACGACAUCGGUCCUCCAGUUUAUUUGUACUAUCGCCUCACCAAUUUCUAUCAAAAUCAUCGGAGAUAUGUGAAGUCGCUCGAUACGGAUCAACUAAAGGGAGAUGCUCUCAGCAAUCACACGAUCAGCAACAGCGCCUGUAAUCCGCUCAAACUGAACCACGAAGGCAAGGCCUACUACCCGUGUGGGUUGAUUGCCAAUUCCAUCUUCAAUGACACUUUGAAUUCUCCAAAACUUGUGAACGCAGCAGGGAAUACGCCUGCGCAACCAUACGUCAUGACCAACCGGAGCAUCGCCUGGGGCUCCGAUGCAUCUCUUUACAAAAAGACAAAAUACACCAACGAACAGGUGGCUCCACCUCCUAACUGGAUCAAGCGUUAUCCGAACUACACCGACGAGCACCCAAUCCCGGAUUUGUCGCAAUACGAAGAGUUCCAAGUCUGGAUGAGGACAGCUGGUCUGCCCACGUUCAGUAAACUAGCCCUGCGCAAUGACGACGACAAAAUGACGGCGGGCAUCUACCAGAUGGAGAUAUAUGACUUCUUCCCAGUUUCAGUGUAUGACGGCACCAAGAGCAUCCUGAUCUCGACGAGGUCGGUGGUGGGUGGCAAGAACUCGUUCUUGGGGAUUGCAUACGUGGCCAUUGGCGGAUUAUGCAUCGUUCUGGGUGCAUUGUUUACUCUUGCACAUCUGAUCAGACCCAGUUUAGCCGGGAUUCCCAAAUACCGGCCAAUUCAUCGGUCCUGCGGUGUUGCUGCGCCGUCGAAAGAUCUUCUCUCCACACAUCGAUAUCUCCAAACACACGAACCCCUCGAGAACGACCUCUGGAACAGUUCUCUCAUCGCUGCCCGUCAUUCCUCCAGCCAUGAACGCCGCCAAAGCCUGGUAGCUCUCUUCACGAUUGAUACGUACAUGCACAUCGUAUCCGACACAGCCAGCUCAUCCUCGUCUUCACCGAACUACAUCACCGAUACCAUGAUCCAGAACCAGUUUAUCUAUCUCGCCCGAUCUUACACCAACGCAUCUAUAGGGUUCCGCUUGGCCGGGGUGACCCGAACGACGAACGACACAUGGGCGCGCAAUGGGGACGACAUUGGAAUGAAGUGGGUGCUGCGAGCAGGGACAUACUCGAGCCUGAACAUCUACUAUCAGUCUCUUCUGCAAGCAGGCAGUAACACUCCCGGAGUCCCUGCCGGGAGUACGUUGCUUGGGUUCUGUUCCUUACCUGCGAGUGGAGUGACCUCGACGACUCCCCGAAGCCUGUAUCACAUCGACGGAUGUAAUAUACUGAGCGGGACCAUGCCCGGAGGAAAUAUGCAGGGGUACAACCUGGGAGGGACCACGGCACACGAGGUGGGCCACUGGAACGGGCUGCUGCACACGUUCAAUGGGAAUAGUUGUGACGCUUCAGACUGGGGAGAUUAUGUGGCGGAUACGCCGCAAGAGAUGACCAGUACGAACGGAUGUCCGGGUUACAAAGACUCGUGCCCGAACUCGGGCAUCUCGUCGAGCGCGUACACCGGCCUGUCCAGCCAAGGGUCGAACCCGUACGGGCCCCAGGGGUUUUCGGGUCUCGACCCGAUCCACAAUGAAGGUGGUAACCUCAGACUGAACGUGGCAAUCAAUAAUUGGCUUAGCACUCAUUUGUCUGAUGUUGAUGCUGGGUUCCUGUGUUUGCAAAUAUGGAAGGCAUCCGGAUUCUCAUUUUGGUUCCCUCUCGCACCACCUGAUUUUGAAUUUCUGAUUGAGAUGAAUGUUAUGGCCACUACUACUCUUCUAGAAUAUCUCACUCUUCCCAAUCCGGUCCUAGAUUGUUUACAUUCGUCUACGGGAUCGAAUACGACUAAUCCCAGCUGGGAUAAAUUGUCGGGGCUUGAAGACUGGGCUGAAUUUAACUACAGCACGUUGAUGCACUCGUACGGAGACAUCUUACACCGAAACUUUCCAUCCAUGGCAGAAACCAGUCCAUCUUUGACCGAACUAGACAGGAUGAUCUUUACUGAGAGAACAUUCGAGAGCGUGCUGGAGCGGGCCAUUAUGCCUCAAGUUUCUUCUGCUUUGCGUCUUGCAUGGCCAAUUCACUACUCAAACGAUGAUCUGAAGGACGUCGUCGAGAUCGGAAAGGGAGACAAAGCUCGGAAAGGGAUCUAUGAAGAUGAUCGAUACUACCCCGACUGGGCUGGUAUUCGAGAAGGAGUUGUAACGCAGUUUGGAUACAGAAAUCUCUGUCCUGGAGAGACCAAACUCGAAUCAAAGUGGAAUAGCUCGAGAAAGGAUUUCGACUAUGCGGAACCAUUUAAACAGAUUCAAACCUAUUGUGGACGUCAGUGGAAUACCCGAUAUGGGUACAUCAUCACAACAAAAGAACUUGUUGUUGUCAAAGUCUCGAGAGAAACGAUAGGGCCUGGUCUUGCUUCUACGAGAAGCGUUCGAACGGUAACGCAGCAGGCGAGAUAUGACAAUUCUCACUCGCGAACGAUUUCCAUCGAAACUGUCAGUUCAGGAGUUCAGGCAAUGUCUCUCGAUACAGGAUCGGUUUACGAUGAAGUUGGUAGUCUCAAUAUCGAGUAUGGGCCGCUCCAGUUUAAAAGCAUUCCGUGGGAUGCCACUGGGAAUUCGAAAAUGACAGUGAAAUUGGCAUUAUGGUGGCUACAUAUGGAGACCGGCAAGGGAUUAUCUGUCACGAAUUAUCCGUCCCCAAGCAUUGCAGGUACCAAAUUAGGUAGCCGAGGGAAAGGAAAAGGUGUCGAAAGGGGGCAAUCUUCUGGAUCAGCUUGA
Molecule: messenger RNA, 3219 nt
Organism: Fonsecaea nubica
Lineage: Eukaryota; Fungi; Ascomycota; Eurotiomycetes; Chaetothyriales; Herpotrichiellaceae
Exons: 8
Coding region: 1-3219 (1072 amino acids)
Cellular component (GO): Golgi apparatus; plasma membrane; endoplasmic reticulum
Molecular function (GO): metallopeptidase activity
Source: RefSeq, a predicted model, not a curated record